This is a messenger RNA of Acaromyces ingoldii, 2677 nucleotides long. RefSeq names its product ADC synthase. The transcript is spliced from 3 exons. NCBI's taxonomy places the organism in Eukaryota, Fungi, Basidiomycota, Exobasidiomycetes, Exobasidiales, Cryptobasidiaceae. Bases 35 to 2599 code for a protein of 854 amino acids. Gene Ontology annotation, biological process: L-tryptophan biosynthetic process. The record is from RefSeq and is a predicted model, not a curated record.
GUCACCGGCGGAACAGCCCGACCAUCAAGCUACGAUGGAGAUGGAUGAGCGGUUCCCUCGGCUGCUCAUCAUUGAUCAUGCCGACUCGUACACGCUGAACCUCGUGCCUCUUAUAAUACGCUCGCUUCCGCACGUCUCUCCUGCCCAUAUCCUUGCACGCUGUAUCGUCGUCUCGCACACCGAUCCGCGUCUGACUCAGAUCCUGCCCCAUGUGGACGCGCUCAUUCUCGGACCUGGACCGGGUCACCCGAGUCACCCUGCCGACUUUAGCGCUUCACUGAGCAUCCUGCGACGGAUGCUGCAAGAUGCUGGGGAAUUUGUGCUCCCGACGCUGGGUAUCUGCCUGGGCCAUCAGGGCCUGGCUGUCGCCUUGGGUGGACAAGUCCAGAGGGCACCGAGCAUCCGACACGGCGUCUCGAGCCGGCUGGAGCUUCUGAAGGCCGAGGGCUGCCGGUGGGGCGACAUCUUCGAAGGCCUUCAGGGUGAAAAGAUCGAUGUGAUUCGCUACAAUAGCCUCACAGUCGUCGAAUCCAGCUUGCGGACAGAGGAGCUGAGAACAACAGCGAUCUCGAACGACGAUGGCGAGCGGGUCAUCAUGGGCCUCCAGCACUCAUCUUUGCCGCUCUGGGGCGUCCAAUUCCACCCGGAAUCGAUCUGCAGCGGUGGUGGAGGCGCCAUGCUGGCCAACUUUGUCCGCGAGACGAAUCGCUUCUGGGCGACCGCUGGGGCAGUCAGAAAAGAAGCUUUCGGCUGCGAGCUCCCAGGUUGGGUCAGGCAGGUGGGCCGUAGCCUCGUUGAGGCCUCUUUGCCGCUCUCACCUCCAGCCAGGAACGGGGAGGAAGCGGAAAAGAGACGAUUCAGGGUCGUCUCCAGACGCUUAUUCUCGCCGCCUGGCUCGAUAGGAAGAGAAAAAGUGUUUGAGAAGCUUUUCAGGGAGAAGGGGAGGAGCGUCUGGCUGGACGGAUCAAGGCAUGGUGACCCACAAAGCCGCUUCAGCUACAUGGCCGGGCCAUCGUUUAGCUUGUCGUACGAUGUCAGGAUGGGCCACCUCGCGCUCAGUCGAAGGAACCGGCUAAGGAAGACACUUCCCUUCUCUCCGUCAGCAUCAGCUCCCGGCAGCAAGACAAAGGCGCACGAGGUAAACGAGCACGGUCUCCCAACACCCAUGACGAGCCGAUCUGCCUCGCCAGCAUCCGAGCGAAUGUCUGCGGCAACCUCUUCAUCACAGGAAACCUUCUGGACCUUUCUCGACGCAUUGCAGAAGCAGCUCCAAGCCCAGACAUACUUUCCUCGCGAAGACGAGGAAGAAACGCCGCCCUUCAAGACGGGCUUCGUUGGCUACUUUUCGUACGAGAUGAAGGACGAAAGCUUGCCUCCUAGUCCGGCUCACCCAAACCGGAAGGAAGGACAGGAGAAGUGGGUCGACCUGCCCACUGCAGACUUUGGCUUCUGCGAUCGAGUGCUGGCUUUUGAUGAUAAAAAACAAGAGUGGACCGCGUAUGCCCUUCUGCUUGAGGUAAGCAGCGGAGAGGCAGAGGGCGCCGAGCUCGCCAUGAUCCAAGAGGCACUCGAGGAGGACGAUCUCGGGCUAUCUCUUGCUCAGAUCCAGGACUGGUUCGACAAAGUUCAGCAGACCAUUCAUCUGGCCGAGCCCACCUCGGUUCCCCCUUCUUUAGUUGAGAAAGGGCUACCUCGACUGGUGCCGCUCGACGAUGCGUCGACCUAUAUCGAAAAAGUGGAGAAAUGCCGCAGAUUGAUCUCGCAGGGUCAAUCCUACGAGCUGUGCCUUACCACACGCUUCCGUGGAGAGACAGAUGGCGAAAAUGAAGAAGGCGACGAGGGGGCCUGGUCGACGUACAAGAGCCUUAGGCAGCGCAACCCGGCACCUUACUCUGCCUACUUGGAACUCGACGACAGCCGGAAGAAGAUUCUGUCAACAAGUCCAGAGAGGUUCAUGAGCAUGUCGAGGGAUGGAAGGAUCUCGAUGAAGCCCAUCAAGGGGACACUAGCUCGUGCAGGUUUCAAGGCUGGCGACCACGAGGCGAUGCGGGCAAGCGGGAUGGAGGAAGUGGAGUGGAAGAAGGCCAUAGACGAGAAGAGGCGGCGAGCGCUGGAGGCAGACCCCAAGGAGCGGGCAGAGAAUCUCAUGAUCGUCGACCUGAUCCGAAACGACCUCGUGUCAUUCUGCGAUCCAGCCAGUGUCGCCGUCCCUCGGCUCAUGGUCGUCGAGUCCUACGAGUCGGUUCACCAGCUUGUCACAACAGUCUCUGCUCUCCGAUCGAGGCCUGACAUUGGCCCAACAGAGUGUCUCAGACGGUCUUUUCCGCCAGGCAGCAUGACGGGCGCCCCCAAGAAAAGGUCAUGCGAGCUGUUGGAUCAGCUCGAGGGCGGCGUGGACAGAGGCAUCUAUGCGGGCAUCCUCGGCUGGAUAGGGCUCGACGGUGCAGCGACGUUCUCCGUCGUCAUUCGCACGGCAUGUUUCGAUGGUUCUCGGGUGGAAGUCGGCGCAGGUGGCGCCGUCACCUACCUAUCUGAGCCGGCCAAGGAGUGGCGAGAGGCCCUCGACAAGGUUGAAUCUAUCGCGAGCGUGAAGCGGUAGUAGAUAAAUUCCUGCAUAAACUUACGCAGCAUGUCCAAAGAUUGCAAUGUGUACUAUAGUUGUAUCUGUAGAAUCGAG